This is a messenger RNA of Physeter macrocephalus (sperm whale), 724 nucleotides long. RefSeq names its product zinc finger protein 677-like. The annotation marks the transcript as partial. NCBI's taxonomy places the organism in Eukaryota, Metazoa, Chordata, Mammalia, Artiodactyla, Physeteridae. The transcript is spliced from 4 exons. The record is from RefSeq and is a predicted model, not a curated record. Gene Ontology annotation, biological process: regulation of DNA-templated transcription.
UCGCGGAGCGUUGCAGGCGUUGAGGAGAGUUAAGUCUCGGUUUUUCUGGAAAUUGUGCUAUGCGGUCUUCGGGCACUGCUCCACCACACCCGGGUUUCCAGGGUUUCCCGAAUAAUCCUACCUGAGAAAGAAGCCCAGAGGAAGAGGAAAGAAAGGAGAAGGAAUGGCCCUUUCCCAGGGACUGUUGACAUUCAAGGAUGUGGCCAUCACUUUCUCUCAGGAGGAGUGGGAAUGCCUGGAACCUGCUCAGAGGGCCUUGUACAGGGACGUGAUGCUGGAGACCUACAGGAACCUGCUCUCCCUGGGUGAGGAUAACUCCUCUCUGGAAGUUGGAAGCCUUUCUGCUGGAUUUGCAAUCAAGGAGUUAUCACCAAGAGAGGAUAUUAAUAAAGGAGAAUUAUACCAUCUAGUUGUACUGGACAGAAAUGAAAACCAUGGCAUCAAGGAUUUUGACCUCAAGGAAGUCUGUGCAGAUGUGCAGGAGUGUGAGAGUGAGUGGGGAUGUGAUGCAAGAAAUGACAAAGAAGUACUUUUGACCCAUAACAAAAAUCUCAGUCAUGGAGAAGAUCACAAUAAUAAAUCCUUAAUUAAUUUUCCUCAGAGUGUUUCUGUAAGAAGUAAUGCAUGUGAAUAUUUCAUGCACGACAAGCCAUUCAUAAGAAGUUUGUUAACAGCGCAAAAUAACAUCAGCGUUGCUAGAAACAGAGAUCUCAAGUGUUUGGAA